Molecule: messenger RNA, 2626 nt
Organism: Drosophila kikkawai
Lineage: Eukaryota; Metazoa; Arthropoda; Insecta; Diptera; Drosophilidae
Gene: NO66
Product: Bifunctional lysine-specific demethylase and histidyl-hydroxylase NO66
Source: RefSeq, a predicted model, not a curated record
UAUUGACAACCGGCGAAAAUAAUUUUUCAAGCACACGUGCAAGAUAUUUUAAACUUCAAAACCUGAAUUUUUUGUUAUUGAUUACAACAUAAAACACCUUGUUCCCAUUCCGCUUCGAGACUAUUACCAAAUUCCUUGUCUCACGUUCUUUAGUGGAAAGCGAUACGAAAUGUCCAAAACGGCGGCAUCAACAUCAACGCCACUCAUCGCCAAGCCAAAAAACGGUAAAGCGGCCACCAGCACAGGCCAAUCGACAUCUAAUGGUGGAAGAGCACGUGCCAACGGUAACGGUAAAAGGCAGCCACCGUUCGAUCUGAAGAACCUGGAUGCUUUGGUAGAGGAACUGCUCGGCGACAAGAAGAAACUGACUGCAGCCCAGAAGGUACAGCGUAAAAAGCUCGAGGAAUACCUAUCCAACGAGUUCGCAGAGAGUGAUGACAGCUCGGAGGAUGGUCAGGCGGAUGACAGCAAUGAGAAGCCGUCGGGAUACGGCAGCGAUAGCGACUUCGACGAUAAUGAUUACACCGAGUACCCAAUGGACAUAUCCAGCCCAGAAGCGUCGCCACAGCCGCUGCCGCCGCCUCCCGCCAAGAAGGCUGCCCCAAAGUCUUUAGCUGCCAGGCCAACCGAUCGUAAGCGAAACAGUCUUAGUGCCAACAAUGAUGCAAACAAUAACGAUAACGAGCCCGACAAGAGCGUUCCACGUAAGAAGCGUCGCAGCCUGGAACAAACUGAGCCCGUGUAUGAGGAUGGCAAGGCCCCCUAUUGCCCGCUGGUCGUCCGCAAGUCACUGCCCGCCGCCACAGUUGGCAAUUCCCGCCCCUUGCCAGAAAGUCGCAAGAGCCUGGCGACCGGUGAGGCAAAAUCGUGCUCGUUGCCGCCCGAAGCAAAGGUCAGUGCCCGUGUGGAUGAUGAGAUGCCCACCACCAGCACGAGCACCAAGCAAAUAAAGCAGGAAGCCACUGUGGAAGCACCAAAGGACGUGCACAAAUCCAAUAGCAUCGAGGAGGGUCGCCGCAUUCUGCAGUGGAUCAUGAAUCCGGUCAAGCCGGAUGACUUCUUCAGCGACUUUUGGGAGAAGAACGCCUGUCUGGUGCAGCGCAAGAACCCCAAGUUCUUCUCUGAGCUGAUCUCAUUCCAGAUGAUCGACGAGAUGCUGAUACGAAACCACCUGGAGUUCACCACCAACAUCGAUGUGACCAGCUAUACGGACGGCAAGCGCGAGACGCUGAAUCCGGAAGGCAGGGCCAAGCCGCCGACGGUUUGGGGCUUCUACGGCGAUGGCUGCAGCAUUCGCAUACUGAAUCCGUCCACUUAUUUGGCCGGACUGCGUCAGGUGUGCAGCAUGCUGCAGGAGUUCUUUCAUUGUUUGGUUGGGGCCAAUGUGUAUCUGACACCGCCAAACAGUCAGGGAUUUGCACCGCACUUUGAUGACAUCGAGGCCUUUGUACUCCAGAUAGAGGGACGCAAGCGCUGGCGCCUGUACAUGCCUCUCCAGCCGGCCGACGUGCUGGCCCGCGAAUCCUCUGGAAAUUACAGCCAGGAGCAGCUGGGCGAGCCCAUACUGGACGAGGUGCUGGAGGCCGGCGAUGUUUUGUACUUCCCGCGCGGCACUGUCCACCAGGCGAUCACCGACAAGGACCAGCAUUCGCUGCACAUAACGCUGAGUGUCUAUCAGCAGCAGGCGUAUGCCAAUCUUAUGGAGCACCUCAUGCCGCACGUCCUCCAGAGGGCGGUGAAGCAGAGCCUGGCCAUGCGUCGCGGCCUCCCGCUUCACACCUGGCAGAAUCUGGGCCUGGUGCAUGCCAGCGGUCAAAGUCGCACUCGCGGCCUUUUCAUAAAGGAUGUCCAGGGGAUGGUGCAGAAGUAUCUGGUGCCCACAGAGACUGAGAUCGACUGGGCGGUGGAUCAGGUGGCCAAAAAGUUCCAGCACGAGGCCCUGCCGCCAACCAUUCUGCCGGAGGAGAAGUUGCGUACGGUCUUUGGGUCGCGUAGCGAACGGGAUGAGAAGGGCUAUUGCAUUUGUGACUACGAGUUUACCGAUCAGACUUCAAUCCGUCUGUUGCGCGCCAACAUCCUACGACUGGUGCAAACCGAAGACUCUUUGCGGAUCUACUACUACGUGGACAAUGCCUUGGAGUACUGCAAGUACGAGGCCAAUUUCAUGGAAAUCGAGCCCACAGAAGGGGGUGCCGUUGAGACCCUUAUAAAAGCUUAUCCUGCCUAUAUUAAGGUAUCUCUGCUGCCACUGAAGAACGCUGAUCGCAGGAUAGAGGUUGCCACGGCUCUGUGGGAGCGCGGUCUCCUGAUGACCGAGAAGCCGUUUAAGUAAAAAAUUAAGAAACAUAAAAAAUGUGAUGAUACCUAGAUAGAUAAAUAAUAUUGUUACAUAACUAGUAUUUAUAAAGAGACUCAGCCGUUUUGCCUGCCAAAAUACGAAUGUACUCUGAAGUCCCAAUAACUCGCAUCAUUUCAUUGUAAUCGUCAUAUAUCAUUUGUAAUUCAUUUCCCAUUUGGGCACUCGGCCCGCAAAAUCCCUGAGUUUUGUGGCUGUUCUGUAGGCGUCCGCCCGGAUUAUGAAACCAAAUCGUAAAUUUGUAAUAAACACUUAUGUAGUUUCGUUUAA